AGAAGAAAGGAAAGAAGAAGAAGAAGAGGAGUAGACCCAGCCCCUCUUUAAGCCACCAUAGAGGCGUCCGGGUUUCCACCCCUUUGCCGAUUAGUUUGAUAGCAGGAUAGCGAAGGACUACUAAAUUGGGAAAGACCCCUCUCACUUUGACACACAAGUUAUAAAAUGCUAUAUCAGUGCGGGUCGUUAAUGUUACAGUUUAACGCAGGUUUGUUUUCCACCUCCACGGUCCGCGGUUACUUCCUGGUGCCACAGAGAGAGGCAGUGCUGAGUUAAAGAGACAGAAAUACUGAUAGAAAUUCAGAUAGAAAAAAAUACUGAGAGAAGAGAGGGGUUGGAGACGCGAUAGGAACAGUUGACUGGAUUCCCAGAAAUUGAAAACCCUCUCUCUCUCUUCCUAUUUAUAUGUAUUUUUGAUAUUUCUUUGUUUAACCGAGUCGUUAUUCUUCGCGGGUUUGUAAACUAACAAACGGUUUGGAUGACGGUCGGCUGCGGCUAAAGCGGAAUUGUAACGGGGAACAUAUUCCUCCCUCCGACGGAGAAGCCUCGCAGAGAUUUUUUUUUCCUUUUUUAUUUUACAGUAGACUCAUUCCUGUGUCAUUUUAAACAACGACGAAAUCAUCCCGGGUGUAAUUUUAUAUUUUUUAACGAUUCCACAAGGAAGGGUUAGGGCGACGGAAGAUGGGUUGUUUGGGCAACAGCAAGACUGAAGAUCAACGCAUCGACGAAAAGGCACAACGAGAGGCUAAUAAAAAGAUAGAAAAGCAGUUGCAAAAGGAAAGACAAGCUUAUAAAGCCACACACAGGCUCCUAUUACUGGGUGCGGGAGAGUCCGGAAAAAGCACCAUUGUGAAGCAGAUGAGGAUUCUACACGUCAACGGCUUCAACGCGGAAGAAAAGAAACAGAAAAUUCAAGAUAUUCGGAAAAACGUCAAAGAUGCCAUAGUGACUAUAGUGUCUGCGAUGAGCACUUUAAUACCCCCAGUCCCGCUAGCCAAUCCAGAGGACCAAUUCAGAAUCGAAUACAUCAAAAGCAUAGCACCUCUCUCUGACUUUGACUAUUCACAGGAGUUCUUUGAUCACGCAAAGAAGCUGUGGGACGACGAAGGAGUGAAGGCAUGUUUCGAGAGGUCCAAUGAGUACCAGCUCAUCGACUGUGCACAAUAUUUCCUGGACAGAAUUGACUCCGUAAGACAGAAUGACUACACACCAACAGACCAGGACCUGCUACGCUGCCGAGUGUUAACUUCAGGGAUUUUCGAGACGAGGUUCCAAGUAGACAAAGUGAACUUUCACAUGUUUGAUGUUGGAGGCCAGAGAGAUGAAAGGAGAAAAUGGAUCCAGUGCUUUAACGACGUCACUGCUAUCAUCUUCGUGGUGGCCAGCAGCAGCUACAACAUGGUAAUAAGGGAAGACAACAACACCAACAGGCUACGGGAAGCCCUGGACCUCUUCCGCAGUAUUUGGAACAACAGAUGGUUACGCACUAUAUCGGUCAUAUUAUUCCUGAACAAGCAGGACAUGCUGGCUGACAAAGUAUUAGCUGGAAAAUCCAAAAUUGAAGACUACUUCCCCGAAUACGCUCGUUACACCAUACCAAAUGAAGCAACUCCUGAACCCGGUGAGGACCCGAGAGUGACGAGAGCUAAGUUCUUCAUCCGAGACGAGUUUCUUCGGAUCAGCACUGCGAGUGGCGACGGGAGGCACUACUGCUACCCCCACUUCACCUGCGCCGUGGACACAGAGAACAUCCGGCGGGUGUUCAACGACUGCCGGGACAUCAUCCAGAGAAUGCACCUGCGGCAGUACGAACUCUUGUGAUGGGAGACGGCCUCCGUCAGCCUUCUGCGUUUUUUUUUUUUGUUUUGUUUUUGUUUUGUUAUUUUUUCCUCCACCAUUCUGCAUCCUUGACGAGCCCUUCUUCUUCUUCCUCCUCCUCCACCUCCUCCUCACCCCUUACCACCCCCAGCCCACCCACCCCCCCAAAAGAAACCCUGACCACCCCUCCUGUCGAGGACUAUGAAGUACUACUGAAGUGUGUCAAAUACUCUUCCUCUUCUUAACUUUUAGCUUUUUGUACGUCUUUCCUCUCUCUCUCUCUCUCUCUCUCUCUCUCUCUCUGAGAUUCAUCCCCAUUUCACCGACGUGAAAGGAAGGUUGGGGAAUAAAGUUUUUUUUUUUUGCGUGCCGCUUGUUUUAUUUUUGUUUUUUCUUUUAAUCCUUCCUUUUGAAUGCCUUGAUUUUUGUCAUUCCACUAAGCCUUGGGCUACCUCCUUUUUUUUUGCCCCUUUGUGUCCUUCUGUUUUUCGGCUUUGUCAUUGGACCUGGACUGGUGGGUGUGGAUGCAUAAAACACACCUACAGGACCUCAGUGUAGAGGCAGUGUGUGUGUGUGUGUGUGUGUGUGUGUGUGAUGAAGAGGAGGAAUACCAUGCGAGUGAGUGCAUGUGUGUGUGUGUUUAUGUUUGUGUGUCAUGUGCCGGUUAAAGCUGGCAUCACCACCAUGACCUUUUGCGCCCCUUUUCUUUCUGUCUUUCUUUUUUCUUUUCUUUUCUUUUCUUUAAACCCCGUCGCCUCCUUUGACCUGCUCCUCCUCUCCGCGUGGCAGACGACCGGACGGCGACGUCCCCGCAGACGGAGGAGUGGACGGAGGGGGAGGGAAGCGGGCGGAUGAAGAGAUAAAUGCACUUUGCAUCAGGUUCCUUAAUAACUUUCUUUUUUGUUGUUGUUGUUGUUGUCGGUUUUUUUUUUUUGUUUUGUUUGUUUGUUGUUUUUUUUUCUCCAGAGGAAGCAUACACACAAUGUAGCAUCACAAUAUUUAUUACCCUGUCACGAUGUUAGCUUGCCGAGCAGCCGAGAGACGUGUGGAGCGAAAAGAUUAAAGUGGGAAGAGGGGGGCAGGAAAUACACGAAGACACGACGAAGGAUUUUAAAAAUGAAGGAAAAGGGACUGAGCUCUCUGCACCUUAGACCUGCUGCCUCCACGGACUCGGACCUGCCUCCUUUUUUUCCCCACACAAACCAUCCUUUUAGCUUAGAGAUACUGAUGGGAGGGGAGGGGAGGGUGAGGGUGAGGGUGAGGGGAGGGAGGGGAGAGAAAAAAAAGUAUUGUUCUCUUUUUUUUUUCUUGGUUAUUUUUGGUUCUGUUUUUUUGUUAACUUGUACACUGUGCAAGGUUGAAUUAUCCUGUACAGACUGUAAAAUGUAAUAUUAUUUUGUACAACUUAAUUGAAAGAAAAACAAAUCUACUUGUAGAUCUUUGUGCCUUGAUUAUGGCUGUACCUGUAAAUGAGCUCAGAUGUAAGUAUGUUUUCGACUGCGCUGUACAGCUUGAUGUCAAUCUCUAUCAGCAGCGGAAGACUGCGGGUAGGGGACUUUCUCUGUAGAGUUUAGUUUUUUCUGGUUUAUAAAAAAAAAAAGAGGAAAUGCUGUUUAGUAAAAAAUAAAAAAUAGGGAAAAAAUCCUAAAAACCUGUAUACAUUAUGCAAAUUAACCACUUACCUGCAGUGAAGACCAGAUGUUGCAGCGCCAUGCCUUUUUUUUCUUUCUUUCUUUUUGUUUUUGUUGGUUUUAUUUUUUUCCUCCUUUUUACUUUUACUUUUAUUUUGAAUUUCACAGCUUUAAACAAACAUUGGAAAUCCAUUGAAAAGUGUCCAAAUUGCAACCUGGUGUUGUUUUAAUAGGAACCAACGUUUUUUUUUGUUUGUUUGUUUUUGGUUUUUUUUCGAUAUGAAGUGUGUCUGAGAUCUGUACCGAUGUGCGUGCCUGUGCGCAUGUGUACAUAAAACAAACAUAGACUCACAGACGCAGUGUGUGUGCGUGCGUGCGUGUGUGUGUGCGCGUGCGAGAGAGGGCGAGCGUGCGUUGUGUGUAAAAUUUUAUAAAUGUAUGUACAUGUAAAUUUAUAGGUCUAUAUAAAUAUAUAUGUACAAUUAUACAUGUUUAAUUAUGUGUGUGCCUAGGUGUACAUACCUAUGUAUGUAUACGGUAAAUAUGUAUACAUACACACAUAGGAAAGCAUGUUUAGAAUGGAGAUGAAUAAAUGAGAGCGUGCAAUAUUAGUGAUUCUUUGGUCCUUUGGAGCCAUACAAGAUGGCACAGGCACUAUGAAUGUGUGAGCAGCACCCGACAAGACAAGCUCUUCUCCUUGUACAAACAGCAUCAGCCUUUUCUUCUGCUACAGUACACGUUUAUCCUUGAAAGAGAGUGAACUGACUGGAGGUGCAAAAACCUUGUUUGGCCUGGGAGGAUGAUUAAAUGACAUUUUUAUUUUCUUUAAAUAAAGAGGCACAUUAGAGGACUUUGCUUUAUUUCCA
Scatophagus argus is the source of this 4315-nucleotide messenger RNA. RefSeq names its product guanine nucleotide-binding protein G(olf) subunit alpha. Lineage: Eukaryota; Metazoa; Chordata; Actinopteri; Scatophagidae. Bases 682 to 1821 code for a protein of 379 amino acids. The transcript has 12 exons. The record is from RefSeq and is a predicted model, not a curated record. Gene Ontology annotation, molecular function: GTPase activity; G-protein beta/gamma-subunit complex binding; GTP binding. Gene Ontology annotation, biological process: adenylate cyclase-modulating G protein-coupled receptor signaling pathway. Gene Ontology annotation, cellular component: heterotrimeric G-protein complex.